GCGCAUACUGGAAAACAACCUCACACGCCGGUCAGACGUUAAGUUGUCGCACCGCUUACGUAUGCUGGGGAAUGGCUGUAUAAUCGAAAAUACCGAACUUUCCGCACAGACUUGGAAUCUCGCUGGACAAGUUUGAGGCUUAUAUCGUAGACAGAAUUUCACACGAAAUGAAAUGUAUCACUUUUUGCGGAAUCCACUGCUGGAGAGCGUUGGUGAUUUUCAAAAAGGGAAUCCCGGCAAAGUGGAGAAACCAUUGAAUGGAUUAGUUGCAGAUGAAGCUUUCUUGAGAUGAUAUUUAAAGAAAAGUAAACAUAAACGCCGAUCAGUUGAUUGCCAGAAGUGUGUGAUAUUGUUCAUAAGAGGAAGUGUACCUGAAUCUAGUAUUAACCUAUCAGAGUUUCGUUAUAUUAGAAGUAAUUAGUAGUUGUGAGUGAUAAGAGUGAUUACAGCGAUAGCGUGGAUACCUAUUUUGGAUAAUAUUAUAAAUAAUAACAAAGUUCGAAUUUGAUAAUUAAGUGCUGCGCUGAGAUUCUAUGCUAGAAAAAGUCUAUUCUUAAUGUGCAUUUUUUACUAUUUUAUUAAAAAUGACUAAGAAAGCCUUCAACAUUGCUCAAAGUACCAUUUUAAAACAUGUGACGAAUCGUGGUAGUUGGGAUCCACCACAAUUAAAUGCAGACGAGAAACAAACCAAAGCAAGUGGCCUAACCCCGACAUACAUCCAUUCGAACGCAGAUCUAGAUGAGACUUCAAUCUCUUAUUUCGACUUGUUCAAAUUUUCAACAAUAUGGGAGCGGAUUUUGACUAUGGUGGCCAUUGUGUUUGCGGCCAUUGGAGCAGUGGGCCUUCCUUUCGCAAUAAUCGCGUAUGGUGAAUUUACAACGCUGUUAGUUGAUAGAACAUCUUAUAAUAGGACGUCGACUAAAACUAUACUAUUAUCCCUGUUUGGCGGCGGCAAAGUCCUAACCAACCCGACACCAGAAGAAAACAAAGAGGCUAUAUUGCAGGAUUCAAAUGCCUUUGGAUUUGCAAGCCUUGCAAUUGCUGGAGUUCAGCUAGUUAGCUUAGCUAUAGCAGCUGAUUUAGUCAAUUAUGCAGCUUUAAGACAGAUAGAGACAAUUCGAAAACUUUUUUUCCGCUCAGCAAUUAGACAAGACAUAACUUGGUAUGAUACUUCUACAAACAAUAACUUCGCUGCAAAGUUAGCUGAUAACUUGGAUAAAAUGAAAGACGGAAUAGGAGAAAAACUGGUAUUUUUCACUUUUCUCGUCGCAUCAUUCAUUAUGAGUAUUAUCUUCUCAUUUUUCUACGGAUGGAAGUUAACGUUAGUAGUGCUUAGUUGUGCUCCUCUUAUCAUUUUCUCGACCGCCUUCGUAGCCAAGAUACAAAGCUCACUCUCUGAAAAGGAGUUAAAGGCAUAUUCUUCGGCAGGAUCGGUUGCGGAAGAAGUCUUGAAUGGAAUUCGCACUGUAGUUGCUUUCGGUGGAGAAGAAAAAGAGUUGCAACGAUACCAAGUGAAGCUUGGUCCUGCUGAAAAGAGUGGAGUAAGAAAAGGACUCAUCUCCGGGAUUGGAGGAGGAACCAUGUGGUUUCUUAUAUAUUGUUGUUAUGCCUUAGCGUUUUGGUAUGGAGUUUCCUUGAUUCUUGAUGACCGCGACAAAGAAGAUAAACUCUACACCCCGGCUGUGCUAAUUAUAGUUUUAUUUGGUGUCCUAGUUGGGGCACAAAAUUUGGGCUUUGCAUCACCUCAUAUUGAGGCAUUCUCAUCAGCCAGAGGAGCGGCUAAAACAAUAUAUUCAAUAAUAAAUAGGCAACCUCUAAUUGAUCCACUUAGUAAAGAUGGCUUGAAGCCUAUGGAUAUCAAAGGCGAUAUUAAUUUCGAGAAUGUAUACUUCAACUAUCCUGCCCGUAAUGAUGUCAAAGUGCUCCAAGGACUAUCUUUGACCGUGAAAGCAGGUCAAUCUGUCGCAUUAGUUGGACCAUCAGGCUGCGGAAAAUCAACUUGCCUACAGCUUUUGCAGAGGCUUUAUGAUCCGAAAAGUGGAAUAAUUCGCUUGGACGGAAAUAAGAUAACUGAACUUAAUACAAAUUGGUUGCGCUCUAAUAUUGGUGUAGUUGGACAGGAGCCCGUCCUUUUCGCUACAACUAUCGGUGAUAACAUUCGCUAUGGAAAACCAGAUUGCACCCAAGAAGAAAUUAUCGCAGCUGCUAAAAUUGCGAACUGCCACGACUUUAUAAUGAAACUUCCCCAACAGUACGAAUCAAUGGUAGGAGAACGUGGGGCACAACUUUCGGGGGGCCAGAAGCAACGUAUUGCAAUCGCUAGAGCUAUAAUUCGGGAUCCAAAAAUUCUGCUUCUGGAUGAAGCGACAUCUGCCUUAGAUCCGACUUCUGAAAAAAGAGUGCAAAAAGCUUUAGAGAAAGCUAGUGAGGGGCGAACUACUUUAGUUGUAUCGCAUCGAUUGUCAACUAUCACCAACUCCGACAAAAUUGUAUUUAUUCAAAACGGUGUCGUCCAAGAAGAAGGCACCCACCGCGAAUUAAUGGAACGAAAGGGUCUCUAUUAUGACUUGGUAAAUGUCUCAAAAUCUGAGGAACCUGAAUCUGAGGAAGAGAAGCCAAGAAGAAGGAAACAAUCUCGCACUUUUUCCAGUUCCUCGGAGGAUGACGAUCUAGAAAAGGACUCAUCAUCUCAAGCUUCAGGAACAGAAGAUGCAGGUAGAUUCCUGGAAAAAAUUACUCCCCCUUUAUUCUUAACGAUAUAUUUUAUUUAUAUCCUAGAUGUUGCAAAUGGCAAAAAAUAUAAAGUAUCUCUGACGCGACUGUUCAAAUUGAAUGCUCCAGAAUGGAAAUUUAUAGUAAUUGGAUGCUUGGCUGCAAUUAUGCAUGGAUCUACUCAUCCUGCUUUCGCCGUAAUUUUCGGAGAAUUCUACGGAAUUCUCUCUAUCGACGAUCCUGGAAUGGUCUCGUCAGAAUCUGUUCUAUUCUCAAUCUACUUCCUGAUUUUGGGAUUUUUCGCUGGACUUGGAAAUUUGCUACAAACUUUCAUGUUAAACAUUGCUGGAUCUCGAUUAACUACAAGAUUGCGGAAAAUGACUUUUAAAGCGAUCUUGUCACAGGAAAUGGGUUAUUUUGAUGAUCAAGAUAACUCUGUUGGCGCACUGAGUGCUAGAUUGUCAGGAGAUUGCGCUGGCGUACAAGGGGCUACUGGCUCACGAAUCGGAGCGAUACUUCAGUCUAUUUCCACAAUGGUGAUCGGAGUAUUGUUGGCUUUCGUAUUUUCAUGGAAGUUAACUUUAGUUGGACUUACGACAAUACCUCUAGUGCUCGGAUCUAUAGUUUUCGAGGCUCGUUAUAUGGAAGCUGGUGACGCCGAAGAAAAGAAGGCACUAGAGAAAGCGUCACAAAUAGCCGUUGAGGCUAUUUCGAAUAUUCGUACGAUUGCUUCUCUUAAUCAAGAGGAACCAGUUAUCGAACGAUACAGCAAGCAAACUGAAGCAUCCCUGGCUGCGUGUCGGAAGAAAAAUCGAUUCCGCGGUGCAGUGUUUGCAUUGGGACAAACUGCCCCCACUAUGGCCUACGGUUUAGCAUUGUGGUAUGGUGGGGUGCUAGUAGCUCAUGGGGAAUUACAUUACAAGGAUGUAAUCAAAGUAUCAGAAGCUUUGGUUUUUGGCGCAUGGAUGUUGGGUCAAGCCCUUUCAUACGCACCAAAUGUGAAUGCGGCUAUGAAUUCGGCUGCUCGCAUUCUCAAAUUGCUCGACAGAGUUCCAAAAUUCCAUAACCCUCCAUCACUGCCGUUUAACGACGAAUCGAAAAUUCAAGGCAACAUUGAUUACAGUGAUAUCUACUUCCGAUAUCCAACUCGACCUAAUAUCCCAGUCCUUCAAGGUCUAAAACUGAAAAUUCCGAAAGGUAGCACAGUAGCGCUGGUAGGCCCUUCAGGUUGUGGAAAAUCAACCUGCAUACAACUGCUGCUACGUUAUUAUGAUCCGGACGAAGGAGAAAUAAAUCUUGAUGGAGUUCCAACAACAGAUUUUCCGGUGGAAAAACUCCGAUCACAUUUAGGAUUAGUUUCGCAAGAGCCUGUGUUAUUCGACAAAACAAUUGCUGAAAAUAUCGCUUAUGGGGAUAAUUCCCGAGAAGUGGCUAUGGCAGAAAUUAUUGAAGCUGCGAAAAAUGCCAAUAUACAUGACUUUGUAACGAAUCUUCCACUGGGCUACGAAACCUCCCUAGGAGCUAAAGGCACUCAACUUUCGGGAGGACAAAAGCAGCGAAUAGCAAUUGCUCGAGCACUUGUUCGAAAUCCACGGAUAAUGCUUUUAGACGAGGCCACAUCAGCUUUAGACACUCACAGUGAAAAAGUAGUUCAACGCGCCUUAGACGCUGCUCGCGAAGGACGAACUUGUAUUACAAUCGCUCAUCGCUUAACAACAAUCCAAAAUGCAGAUGUAAUUUGCGUCAUCAAGGCAGGCGAAGUCGUAGAAAUGGGAACUCAUCGCGAACUCAUGGAUUUAGGAAAGGAGUAUGCAAAAUUGCACGCAAUGCAACAAAUAGAUUAGUCAAUUUUAUUUAAGCUUCAAAACGAAUCAUUGUGAUAUUAGAACUGAAUAAAAACAUUCACUUCUGCUUUCUCCUUAUCGGCUGAUAUAUUUAUAUAUUAUAAAUAUUAUUAGAAACGUUCCGAACAAAUGCAGUAGGUGCUAUUGAAAGAUUUCAAAAGUAAGAUAAAAAAAAUAAAGUCUUAACAUAAUGAAUA
This is a messenger RNA of Hermetia illucens (black soldier fly), 4753 nucleotides long. RefSeq names its product multidrug resistance protein homolog 49-like. The transcript is spliced from 12 exons. Gene Ontology annotation, cellular component: membrane. Gene Ontology annotation, biological process: transmembrane transport. Gene Ontology annotation, molecular function: ABC-type transporter activity; ATP binding; ATP hydrolysis activity. The coding region runs from base 585 to 4556 and encodes 1323 amino acids. Lineage: Eukaryota; Metazoa; Arthropoda; Insecta; Diptera; Stratiomyidae. The record is from RefSeq and is a predicted model, not a curated record.